AUGUCGAAAUUCGCGAUUGUGACUGGCGCUUCCCGCGGUUUCGGCCGGGGUAUUUCCAAAGUCCUCGCGAACGAGGGCGGUUACACGGUGUAUGCGUGUGCGCGGACAACGGAGAAACUGGAAGCGCUCGCGAAGGAUUGUGCGGGUGGACCCGGGAAAGUGAUCCCCUACUCGCUGGACCAGGCGAAGGGAAAUGAGGCGAAAGUGCAGGAGUUUGUCAACACCGUCGCGGAAGCCGCAAAGGCCGCCGGCACGGGCAUUUCCCUCGUCGUCAACAGUUCCUGCGGAUCGCUCGACGGCAUGACCCCCUACCUCGGCAAGCCCUUCUGGGAGCACCCGGCUAGCGAGUUUGACGCGCACGUGGAGAUCGGCGCGCGGAGUUCCUACGUGCUGAGCACGAUGGUGAUUCCGAAAAUGAUCGAGGCGCAGGUGACCAAUGGGUUAAUCCUCCAAAUUAUGGAUUGCAAAAAUGUCUGGGUCUGGAAGUUUGGAACUUGUGACGCUAACUCUGGACUCUAAAAAAAUCUGUAUUGCGUGACCAGCAAGAGGAGUCUAGUUUGUGCUACGCGGAGAGGGCAUUUCUCAUGCGAAAUAGGCAUCAGGAAGCCCUCCAAAAAUCUGUGAUGCUAGAUCAUGCAUUAAAGACAUCCUGGGUCAUGCAAAAUAUGCAUCACAAAUCCCGGAAUCUUCCAGACCCAGACAUUUUUACAUUUGAUACAAAUCUCUUCCUACGGCGGAUUCAUUUACGCGUUCGACGUGGGCUACAGUGUGGGGCACUGCGCUAUCAAAAGGAAACAUCCCCCCUCCCCAUAUCGAAAAGGUAUGUUUCCGAAAAUUUGCGUUGCUGAUUUGAGACCACGAAUCACGCCUGUCUUGCGAGAAGGCAACUCCACAAGCUCCGCAGCAUUAUGCAGGCGGUUUGUGAUGCUGAUGGGCCUACAGCGUGGACGUUUCUCAUGCUAGACGCCUAGGCCAAAACCUUUCGACUUCGGCUGAGUAUGGGUCUGCACUCCUCUCCAGCAAGACAAAUCUGAUUUGUGUAUGCAGAUCCUGCAUCAGACACGUCAGACGCGUUGGGGUGGAUAUGAGGAGGGGGGAUGUUUCCUUUUGAUAUGCGCGACCGACCGCUUGAGUUGGGACAUGGCGAUCGAGCUGAACUCUACCGAGGCGACAAACGGGACGAAUAAAUGCAAGAUCCGGUCCUGCUGCCUCCACCCGGGUGGGGGUGUCACCGAGGUCGCCGCCUUUCCCGGGGGGGAGACCCCACUGUAUGUCGGUUUGUGUGUGUUGGCGCUGCACGCGGAUUCGACUACCCCGGCGUUUCUGGACAAGGCCAACGGGAAGGUUUUGUUCACCGCGGAUUUGACCACGAAGACACUGGAAAAGGACGGACUCGACGGGUCGGGCAUCAAGGAGGAGGGCCCCGACGCGGUAUCAAAUGCAAAUAUCCCUGGGUCUGGAAGAGUCAUGCUGCUUUUGCAUGACACAGAAGGUCUGGCAUGGACGCUCUAGCAUCACAGAUUUCAUCGAGAAGCUUCCGCAAUGCCGAAUCCGCAUGACAAAUGUGCCAUUUAUUUUGGUGACAGAAAGUGGGCAGCUUUUGCUGCCUAGUAUGCAUGAGAGAUUUUUACGUGUUGUGAAAUGUGCAUCACAAGUUUGCAUUCUUCCAGACCCAGACAUAUUUGCAAUGCAUGCGCGGACGAAGUGAACAAGAAGCGGGUCGAGGGACUGGGCUUCCCGCAGAUGAUGCUCGCAGGAAAGCGGGGCGAAAACAACAUGGACGCGGAGUUGCCGAACAUGACGGACUUUUUUGCUGACGCGUCGACGAAGGCCUGCUUCCCGGGCUGUCCGCAGAAUCCGUAAAGGAAUAAGGAACACGUUCGUCGUAUGCAAGUACGCGCUUUUUAGUUUUACCGGUAGUUCCAAGAAAAAAAUGUCCGAACUUUUCCUGUGUGUUUCUAGCCAAUACACCCUUCGUGUGAAUGCGAAGCGAUGUCUGUACCUGAAGAAAAUGUACGAGAGUUCUCAUGUACGUUUCCAAAAUUCAGUACCGAAAAUGAAAAUGUAUGAUUCGAUAUAAUUACGGGUGACAGAUGAAUAGUUGUUUGCGCGCGCACUGGUUGAGCAUGAAUUUGGUUGAGAUCAUUUACAAAGAACAAAAAAAUGCAUUAUGCAAAGCGCAUCUUAUCUACGCAACGCCAACAAACUUUUUUAAGCUUUGCUAGCAAUGACAGUAUCACACUGACACCAGUACCCGCGCGUAAGACCGCGGAGCGAGGCUUGAACCUGUCGCAGAUGCAACCAGAGCACGUUUUGUGUGGCGGAUGCAUCUCACGUUUUUCACGCGUACUUUUCACUGCUACCGCAGCUGCGAAGGAGCAU
This is a messenger RNA of Amoebophrya sp. A120, 2382 nucleotides long. The record is from the annotation of a GenBank genome assembly. Lineage: Eukaryota; Dinophyceae; Syndiniales; Amoebophryaceae.